AUGGUACUGAAAUCGCCCCGGUGGUCCACAUACUCCUACGUGCUUUUCAUGUGCACCCGGCACCCGAUGCUGGUUCACCUUCUACUCGCUUUUUCCAUUCGAGAUAUGGCCGAGGGCAGUGGCGGGGAUGGAACCACUGCCGCUCUCGAGCACUAUCAGGACGCCCUGGCGCUGUUCAUUUGGCAUCUCGGGCACCCGGACGUGCAGUCGUGGGUCACGUUUCCAGCUCUUUGGCUGUUUAUCCUCUACGAGCAGACCUACGGGGAUGACCCGACAGUACUACAAGCGCACCUCCGCGGCCUUUGCGACAUGAUUCGCUGCGAUGGGAGUAGCAUUCUUUCGCUGUCGGAAGACAACCCUACUCGGAAUACGCGCAAUCGAGCACAGAAUAACCAUGGGGUUCCUCGCGAAUUCCUCAAUCGCAUGGCACUCUGGACGGUCCACUAUGAUGCGAGGGCGUCAACAUUCAGCCUCGAUGGGGGCAUCAUUGACCUGCUUAAUGACAAGUACCCCGGGUCAAUCACCGCCAUGUGCGAGGCCUCUAAGAAUGCACUGAGGGUCGCGUGGGGCCCGGAGUAUCCUGCCGCGGAAGAUAUUUGGGACUCCCAGAUCGACCCGCUCUGGACACUGGAUCAUAGGAGUACCAUGCUGCGAUUCAAGCUGUCGAGGCUAGAGCGCGCAGGAGGAGGCGACAACUCGAGCGCUUUGCGGCAGUUUGGCGCGGAGCUGAAAUCGUUGGAAAUCGACUUCUUGCCUUUCAUCCCCCUUGCGAGCUCGCGAGCUCUCGAGCGAAGCACCCAGCUAUCCAACACCUGCGCGGCCGUAGCCAAUUUCCUCGCCCUCGUCGUCCUCUAUGACCGGCUCAUGUAUGAUAUUCAGUCGCCAGCUGUCUCAUCCGUUCUCUUGAUCAUCGCCAGUCUGCACGAGUACGAGGGCGAUCCCUACUUAUGGCACGUAGCCUGGGCCCUGUUCGUAGUGGCGUUCGAGACCAAUGACCCGAUCCACCAGGCGUGGAUCCUCGAGCGGUUUACCAAAAUGCAGAAGAAUGGGCGACAUAUGGGGCGCGCGAGGUGGUUGCUGGAGAGUCUGUUCUGGGAGAAGCGGAGGAGCGGGGAAAGGGUGCGUUAUUCAGACUGGAUCCACGACGGGCGAUUUCCACACUUUCUUAUUUGA
Messenger RNA from Aspergillus calidoustus, 1173 nucleotides. The record is from the annotation of a GenBank genome assembly. Lineage: Eukaryota; Fungi; Ascomycota; Eurotiomycetes; Eurotiales; Aspergillaceae.